Molecule: messenger RNA, 757 nt
Organism: Lingula anatina
Lineage: Eukaryota; Metazoa; Brachiopoda; Lingulata; Lingulida; Lingulidae
Molecular function (GO): hydrolase activity
Source: RefSeq, a predicted model, not a curated record
AUGCUGUUCCUCUUAGCGCUGGUAUCUGUGGUUGGGUUCGGCCUGGCCACCCCGACUAACUAUAACUGGGGGCAGUGCUUGUGUUUGACAGGAACCAAUGUUAAUGUGCGCAGCUCAGCUUGUGGAACCAAAAUUGGAACCGCUUCAUCUGGCCAAUGCUUCACAUCUAAAGCGUCCAGGUUAACCUCCUGCGGCUACGUGUGGUAUAAAGUGAACUACAAUGGAAAGGAUGGCUGGAUAGCGGGUGACUAUUUAGUGACCAGUUCCAGUUGUAGUGGUAGUAGCAGCUCCGGCGCAACUGGAAAAGGACUAUGCACCAGUGCCAACAUUCAAACUGUUGGCCGGGUUGUCCACGGCGAGGCCAAAGGAGAGUCCAUAACUGGUCAACUGGCCGUAGCGUACACCAUUGUAAACAGAGUGAAACACAAUGGAUACCCAAACACACUCAAUGGGGUUGUUUACCAACGAUACUCCAGUGGUUACCAAUACAACACCCUCGAUGAUCCCAAUCACGACAGAGCCUGGGCUUCAUCCAAAGCCAACAACGAUGCCACCUAUCGUAGAGCAAUCGAAGCCGCUGAAGACGCGUUGUGUGGCUACAAGUCAGACCCUACCGGCUGCGCAACAGACUACUGCGCAUACGAUCCUUGCUCGGCGACAAAGCCCAAUGCUUACUGGGACGUCUACAAUAAGAAGAAGAUCGGAAACCACUGGUUCGUUUGCCGCAGAUCCAAGAGUGGCUAAGCAAAAUUAAGUC